AGAUCAGAUCAAUGGUAACCUGGGUUUAUCUUCAUCUUCUUUCCUUCUCUUUUGCCCUUUCUUUUCCCAUCUCUACCUCUUUCACUUCCUCUCAUAUCCCUAGAUCUAAGCCUUUUCACACUAAAACCCAAAUGGAAGUGCUGGGUUCCAUCAAGAUUGCUGACAGCGAUGGCAACAACGGAGAGGGAUUUGGACUUGCCAUCGUGCGAGUAGAAGAAAAGGUAUCAGGAGGAGAUGGAGGGGAUGGGAGGGGAGGAGGUGCCUUCUCUGUGCAGAAGCUGAGGGGAGCUGAGGAAUAGCUAGGGUUUCUGUUUUGAAGCCAUUGAUGAAGGUGAAGUCUCUGCACGCUUGCAAUUGUGUUGAUUUCUUGCCUUUUUUUUCUUUUCUUUUUUUGUUUAUGAUUUAGUUUCCAUUUUGGAUCAAAGUUAUUCGAACCGACAAUCUUCA
Molecule: messenger RNA, 447 nt
Organism: Rubroshorea leprosula
Lineage: Eukaryota; Viridiplantae; Streptophyta; Magnoliopsida; Malvales; Dipterocarpaceae
Source: the annotation of a GenBank genome assembly